Molecule: messenger RNA, 1818 nt
Organism: Didymodactylos carnosus
Lineage: Eukaryota; Metazoa; Rotifera; Eurotatoria; Philodinida; Philodinidae
Source: the annotation of a GenBank genome assembly
AUGCCAACUUUAAAUGAAUUACGAGGAUUACUUAAAAAGUAUACGAAACCAAUUCAUCGUCAAUGGAAAUGGGUUUGGCAGGAGAAAGGUCAACUUAACGAACCAAAAUUAGUUAUACCAAAAGUAUUUGAAGAAAAAAACCUUGAAAUAAUUGAUCCCUUACAUCCACAACUUCCGACUGAAACACCAUGGAUUAGUCCAACCCGUCAUCCAAUGUUUGAAUAUCUAGUUCCCAAACCAAAACGUGAACAACAUCCACUUUAUCACCAUAAUAAAUCCGUAUUUCUAUUUGAUGAGAAAACAAAAUUGCAUGCCGGUGUUGAUCAAGCAUGCAUAUUAACAAAAACAGUUCCAUUUUAUAAUUUACCUGAAUCGUUUAAUCAAAAUAUUAAUAAAAUAACGAUACCAAAUCAAGAUCAACUUGUUCAAUCUUAUAUUCGACAAGCAAUAGCAUAUGAUGCAACUAAAGAAGAACUACCCAAUAAAUAUACACCAUUGAAACAACGUCGUACUUUUAAACGUGAAUGGAGUAUUCCACGACAUCGACAAAUGUCUAUUUUACUUGAGAAUAUGCUUGGCUUAUGCGAAUCAGUCGGUAGCAAAUAUCCAGAAUUAUUUCAACGAAAUCUCUAUCAAAAUACACCAUUCUAUACGACAUAUCAACGAGCUGAUGAAAUAAUACAUAUACGAAAAAAAAAUCAAUUAAUCAUAACAAAUCCUCAACCUCUAAAACCAGUUGUAAAGCGUCUAAUUAAUGAUGAAGGAUGGAAGAGAUUAGCAGAAGGUGAACAAAUUUUAAGUGAUCAAUUAUCAACUCAUGAUCCAGAUUUACAUUAUUUAAUUAAGGCAAAUGACUAUCAGUUUUUAAACAUGUAUCCAAUAUAUCCGACCAUUGAUUUAGAACAAGAACAUUUAUAUCAAGAAGGUUAUGAAUUAGGAUGGAAUCAACGAGUGGAUAAUAAACAAGAAUAUUUACAUACGUUUUAUUACGUAUCAUUUGAUGAAUUAAUUCAUGAAUCAUCCAUUGAUGAACGAUUAGCUCAAAUGGUUAUGUUUUCAUUUGGUAAUGCAUUAGCACAAGCACAACAUAGAUAUCCAGAUGGUGUAUUAACGGAACCAGUUACUGUACAAGGAAUAUUUAUGUUAGAUGAAUUAUUUCAUUUUGUUAUUUAUCAAUUAAAUACAAUGAAUUUUUCUGAUGAUGAGUCACGUGUCAAUUAUGUAUGGAUAGAUAAAAAUAAUUAUUUAUAUGCUGAUCGACCAUCGAUGGUUGUUCAAAAUCCAAGAUAUGGAACAGAACGAAAUCUUCAACGUUAUGUAACAGAACAUUUAAAGUAUAAUCCCGAUGUAUUUCAAAAAUUGUUGACAUUUUAUUUACAAGGUGUCGGAAUUCCUGGAAUUAUUAUCCUAAUUGGUCUACUUGGUUACUUAGCUAAAUUUUUUAUAAAACGUUGUAGAAAAAAGGCAUGGGUUGAAAUAACAUCAAUGCCGAAAUCAAGUAGUAGGAAAACUGGUACCGAACGCGAACCAUUACAACAAACACAUGGUGGUUUGGAAAAUUCAACAGCAUCACCAUCACCACAACCAGAUGGUUCUCCUGCACACAUUGUGAUACCAGUUGAUGAAUCAGAUUUCACACCAGCACAAUUACAACAACAACGUGAACAAGAUCAUACAAUUGUUGAAAUUACGCGAUCACGUUUAAAUCGUAUGAAACAAGAAGACUUUCGUACUCAUCAAAUGAUUAAUCCCAGUCCAACAGAUGGUAUACAAAAAGCAAUAGCUGAAACAAUGUUAGAAUUUGAUGCAUCGGUAUGA